UCACAGACUGACGAAGUUAAUCCGAAAGCGUACCCUUUGGCAGACGCUGCUUUGACUGCAAAAAUCUUAAAUUUGGUACAACAAGCUAUGAACUACAAACAGUUGAGGAAAGGAGCCAACGAAGCGACAAAGACAUUGAAUCGUGGCCUUUCAGAAUUUAUUGUAAUGGCAGCAGAUGCCGAGCCAUUGGAAAUUUUGUUACAUUUACCAUUGCUUUGCGAAGACAAGAAUGUACCAUACGUAUUUGUUAGGAGUAAGCAAGCAUUAGGCCGUGCUUGUGGUGUAUCCAGGCCUGUUGUCGCAUGUUCCGUAACAGUUAACGAAGGAUCACAAUUGAAACCACAAAUUCAAGCCAUACAACAAGAAAUCGAACGUCUAUUAGUUUAAGUAUUAUGUACCUGAUUUAGAAUCAGUCUUUUUAAAUAUAAGUAACCACAGACUAUUGUGUUUCCAGUUUUCAUACAGAUUUUUUUUCAAUGAUUUCA
Molecule: messenger RNA, 485 nt
Organism: Ceratina calcarata
Lineage: Eukaryota; Metazoa; Arthropoda; Insecta; Hymenoptera; Apidae
Product: NHP2-like protein 1 homolog
Exons: 1
Biological process (GO): ribosome biogenesis
Cellular component (GO): ribonucleoprotein complex; nucleolus
Molecular function (GO): RNA binding
Source: RefSeq, a predicted model, not a curated record